AUCAGUCCGGCCAGUCAUGCUCCUGCAGCCCCUUGGAGAAGCGCCGUCACAAAGCGAUAGACUGAAUCCAUGGUGCAGCCCGGGGGGUCCGCCCCGCUGCAGGUUACUGGAGAGCCGCUGUGGCAUCGUAGACGUUCACAGAAUGACUUAUUUCACAAGACUCAUUUUGUUUUUGUUUUGUCUGAUGGCUCUUGUGGAGAGCAGAAAGCCCAAGAGGAGGAGAUGGACAGGGCAGCUGGAAAUGCCCAAGCCAAGUCACCUAUAUAAGAAGAACCUUGACGUGACCAAAAUCCACAAGGGAAAACCUCAGCCACUUCUCAGAGUGGAGGACCACGAUUUCUCCAUGAGGCCCGCCUUUGGAGGCCCUGCUAUCCCGGUGGGCGUGGACGUGCAGGUGGAGAGCCUGGACAGCAUCUCGGAGGUGGACAUGGACUUCACCAUGACCCUGUACCUGCGGCAUUACUGGAAGGACGAGAGGCUGGCCUUUCCCAGCACCAGCAACAAGAGCAUGACCUUCGACGGCCGGCUGGUAAAGAAGAUCUGGGUCCCCGACGUCUUCUUUGUUCACUCCAAACGGUCCUUCACCCACGACACCACCACUGACAACAUCAUGCUGAGGGUGUUUCCAGAUGGACACGUGCUCUACAGCAUGAGGAUUACGGUCACUGCCAUGUGCAACAUGGACUUCAGCCACUUUCCCCUGGACUCCCAGACCUGCUCUUUGGAGCUGGAAAGCUAUGCAUAUACAGAUGAAGAUCUGAUGCUGUAUUGGAAGAAUGGGGAUGAAUCCCUGAAAACCGAUGAGAAGAUCUCCCUGUCCCAGUUUCUGAUUCAGAAAUUUCACACCACUUCCAGACUGGCCUUCUACAGCAGCACUGGCUGGUACAACCGUCUGUACAUUAACUUCACGCUGCGACGCCACAUCUUCUUCUUCUUGCUCCAGACCUACUUCCCUGCCACCCUGAUGGUCAUGUUGUCCUGGGUGUCCUUCUGGAUCGAUCGCAGAGCGGUGCCCGCCAGAGUUUCACUGGGUAUCACCACCGUGCUGACCAUGUCCACCAUCAUCACGGGCGUGAACGCCUCCAUGCCCCGCGUCUCCUACAUCAAGGCGGUGGACAUCUACCUCUGGGUCAGCUUCGUGUUCGUGUUCCUGUCGGUGCUGGAGUACGCAGCCGUCAACUACCUGACCACCGUGCAGGAGCGCAAGGAGCGGAAGCUGCGCGAGAAGUUCCCGUGCAUGUGUGGAAUGCUUCACUCAAGAACCAUGAUGCUGGAUGGAAGCUACAGUGAGUCUGAGGCCAACAGCCUGGCCGGGUACCCAAGAAGCCAUAUUCUGACGGAAGAAGAAAGACAAGACAAAAUAGUGGUCCACCUGGCUCUGAGCAGUGAAUCCAGCUCCUCUAGGAAGAAAGGGCUUCUGAAGGGCCACAUGGGUCUUCGCAUCUUCCAGAACACCCACGCCAUUGACAAAUACUCCAGGUUGAUAUUUCCUGCCUCUUACAUAUUUUUCAACUUAAUUUAUUGGUCAGUGUUUUCCUAGGGGCCCCGAGGCUGUGCCUGGGAAAGGACAUAGAUAUCUAUGGGGCCUGGCCAGCCGUCUGCACAUGGAAGUGCUGACCAUGCUCCCCUCACCAGAUGGAGUGGUAGCUCCUAGAUCACCAUGGCAGCACUCCCUCCCAGAGGGGGCCCUCCAGCUGCCCUUCCCCUGACCUCAUGGAUUUGCUCCUCGUUAAUGCUGUGUUCUGUGUCCUACUUCAUACCUCUUUCAGACUUCUUCUGUUCUUGUGUGUAAACAGGUUCACAAGAGCCCCCUCCUAUAAAAAAUGACUCAAAUGCCUCCUAGAUAGUCUGAGACCCUAAUGAAGCCUAGGAUUCAGUUGUGAAGGGACAGGAAAGAAUAAAAGGCAAGCUUAGGGGCUUUCUGGAUAGGAGAUGGGAAAUAGGAUUCAAAAUAGGAAUAAAAAAAAUCUGUAAACCCAUACAACUAGAUUAAGUGCCUACCUAGGAAGGAAAAAAAUCUCAGAUCCCAGAUAGGAAACGAGACCUGGGUGAGUCUGGCAACUCUCAUGAUUUUGCAAUCCAUUCAACCAUUCGUUAAAUAUUGAGUACCCACCCUGUUCCAGGUCCUGUGGAAAUGAACAAAUAGAAGUCUCUUUUCUUAGAGAACUUCUCUAAGCCUGCACUCAUUCUAUGUAUGGCAGAGGGUACUUCUGCCCUUCCUCAACCCCCACUGACCCCACAGAUCCGUUCUGUUUGCUGGUGCUUUUACUUCUAGGUCUGUCUGGAAAAGCACUUCCAGUCUCCUAUGAGACCCUCACGAAGCCAGCUUAAUACUACUCUCCUGGAAUCUCCAUGCAAGACAAGUCUAGUGGUGGGGAGAGGGCCAAGGACUUGAGAAUUGGUGAUGACAGAACUCGGUCUUGGAGAGGAAGGAGCCAUGGGUCUGCUGUGGCAAUGUGUUCCAUAUUCCAUCCUACCUCGCUUUCUGGGCUUCUCUCCCAGCAGACAGGUGUCCUUAAUAGUCCCUGUGUCCGAGCGCUGCCCCCCCCCCGGAACUCUACCUAACCAGAUAUGCCCUGCACCCUCGAAUGAUUUCUCCCUUCCACAAGGUAAUGACUUUCCUCUAAUGUAGCUAAGCUCAGAUUAGGAAAGCAAUCUGAUUAAUUGAAUCUGCAGUAAGUCGUGAAUGACCAUUUCUCUUAACCCUAAUUUAGGUGCUUGCUAGUUAACUCAAGUGAACCCCUCAUUGGUAGUAUUUAUAGAAAUAUAAAGAACAUGAUUUUGAGAAGGGGACCUUCUCUUUAAAUUACAGCACUUGGAAUCAGAGGGCUGUUCUGGGAUAGAGAAGGAAUGCCCAGUUCAGAUUUCUUGCUUAAUAAAAGAAGUUUUUCUGCUCUUUCCCUCUACCUACUGCCCCUUCCACCUUCCUGCUCAGGGUCUGGGUAUCUGGUCUUUUGGUCACGAGUGUACAAAUGGUACAGCUAAAGACAGGAUAACCCUGCCCUAAGUCAGGUGAGCUCUGGCCUGUGGAGUCUCCUCCACAGCUUCUGCCUUGCAGGGGCAGGGAUUUAUAGUUCCUGAGGAUUAGAGCCAGGUGGGUACCAGAGCCUCCUGAAGUUUCAAGUCAGGGGCCCGUAGAUCCCUGAUCCUCUCCCCCCCACCCCCCACCCCCGCCACCACAACUGCCACCCAGUUGCGCUAUGCAUGCCAGCUUUUCCACUCCUUCCACUCGGAAGCCCCCCACCCACUUCCUCUGUUACCAUACCUAGUCCUUGUGUGGUCCUGGUCCCAGACACACCCUUGCCACCACUCCAUUGCCCAUGUGGAGGACCAGACUCCCAUCCCUGGCUAUCAGCCCUGAUAUGAACUGGGGCCUGCAGCCCACCAGUCCAGAGGUGGUGUGAUCAGGGCAGGGAUUUGAGGAGAUACACUCUCAACAGGACAGGCUCUAGGCAACAAUAUGACAUAGGUUAUCUUGGGCAACUGCAAGUUUGGGAGGUUCCCAAGACCACUCUCAGGUUUAAUAAUUAGCUAGGAGGACUCCCAGAACACAGAAAAGCCAUUAUACUCACAGUGAUGGUUUAAUGUGGCAAAAGGAUACAGAUUAAAAUCAGCAAAGGAAAGCAGCAUUUACAGCAGGGUGCAGGAGAAACCAGGCAUAGAACUUCCAACUGUUCUCUCGCAGUAGAACUGUGCAGUUAGUGCUUCUUUCUCCCAGCAGUGGUGCGUGACAAUAUGCACCAAGUAUUGUCAACCAGGGAAACAUAGCCAAGUCCAUCAAGGUGUGCAGAGUUUUUACUAGGGGUCGGCCAUGUUCAUACAGCUAACUGCUUGCCUGGCUGACCUUAGUUUCUAGCCUUUCCAGAGGUUGAGCUGACAACUCUUAGCCUAAGGCCUCCAUCAUAAAUCACAUCGUUAGUAUAGACUAUCUGGUAUGGCCCAAGGCUUCCAGGCAAACAAACACCCUCCUAUUAGAGUCUCCUAUAAGGGCUUAGAAAUGAUCUCCCAGGAGCUGAGGCCAAGGCCCAAACCUUUUCUUUUGUCAAGGUUGAUCGUUUAUUGCACAGCAAUCUUUGCCAGUUUAUAGUUAAUGUUUAUAGUUAAUGUUGAUUGCUGUACUGCUAUUAUAGAUUCAUGCAACUAACAUUUUAAAGCAUCCCUGCACUAGGAUGUCCAGAUUAAGAAUAAGAGAUAGUUCCAGCUGUCUGAGAGGGGUGGUAGAGGACAAGGUAUACAAAUAUCUACAAGGUAAAAAGUGUUAAGUGCUACAGUAGUGGUUCAAAGUGUAAUGGGAAUUCUGAGGAAGGAAAGAAUGAUUUCCACUGGGAAGACCGAAUCUCAUGGAGAAAACGGCCCCUGAGGUGCCCCGUGAAGAUUGGAGAUUUGGGGCAGAUGUACAUGCUCGAUGCCCAUGUGGAAAAGUACAUGCUAUCCGACUCUUCAUUUUAGCUCAGGUCAUGAUCUCAGGGUCGUGAGAUGGAGCCCUGCUCAGCGGGGAGUCUGCUUGAGAGUCUUUCUCUCCCUUACCCUCUGCCUCUCCCCCACUCCUCAUCCCCCACCCCUGCUCU
Molecule: messenger RNA, 4568 nt
Organism: Zalophus californianus (California sea lion)
Lineage: Eukaryota; Metazoa; Chordata; Mammalia; Carnivora; Otariidae
Product: gamma-aminobutyric acid receptor subunit rho-2
Exons: 9
Coding region: 17-1540 (507 amino acids)
Biological process (GO): regulation of membrane potential; signal transduction; monoatomic ion transmembrane transport
Cellular component (GO): synapse; neuron projection; membrane
Molecular function (GO): GABA-A receptor activity; neurotransmitter receptor activity; extracellular ligand-gated monoatomic ion channel activity
Source: RefSeq, a predicted model, not a curated record